Messenger RNA from Lindgomyces ingoldianus, 723 nucleotides. RefSeq lists its product as uncharacterized. Bases 1 to 723 code for a protein of 240 amino acids. NCBI's taxonomy places the organism in Eukaryota, Fungi, Ascomycota, Dothideomycetes, Pleosporales, Lindgomycetaceae. The transcript is spliced from 3 exons. The record is from RefSeq and is a predicted model, not a curated record. Gene Ontology annotation, molecular function: protein binding.
AUGGCUGCCAGUCCACAAUAUGAACUCGGAACCCUCGUUGGCGGUACUUGGAGACAGUGGUCGAAUUCUGCUGGACAGGAUUAUUACGAGAACCUUAACACCAGGGCUACGCAGUAUGAUAUACCGGUUGGAUGGGAGGAUGCCGACACGGAUACAUGGGCCGUUGAUGGCUCCAAGAGUUGGCCACAAUGGCGUACGAAUCCGAACCCCCCUGCACCUCGAACCUACCUGGACAAGGUCAACGUUCAAACGCACCUCCAGCUUGUCGAGCGAUCGCCUGAAUCCCAUGAGUACUUGUACAGAAGGGUUAUGAUUGCGGUUUUGAAGCACUUCUUCCUGGAGGACGAAGGCUUCGACGUUCUCCAGGAAGAGUCGCGCGGGGAAUUAGACCAAAACGAGUUGAGGGUGGACAUGGCGGUGCUUAAAAUUACAUCUCGCCCCGGGGGAAGCCUAUAUGCGUAUGAUUACUGCUUGGUGGAGAGUAAGAAGGCUGAUAGGAGCUGGACUGAGACGGAGCAUCACCUGAGCCGACAUUGUGCCAGUACAGAAAACCAGUCUGGGCAGGUCUACGGCAUCGUCCAUAUUGGACUUUACGUUCAAUUCUUCACUGCCGACAGAGGGGUGCUUACGGCGUUAAGUGGUGGUCUACACAUACGCAACGACGUCAACGCGAUCACAACCAUGUUUGGGAACAUGAAGCGUCAGCCACUCCCGUGUUUGUGA